CAAAGUCGACUUACGUUGAUCACAACAUCUCCAUUCCAUAACCGCCAAGAUGCAACUGUCCAACCUCUUCAAGCUCGCCUUCUUCGCUGCCGCCGCCACGGCUGAUACGGUCUCCUACGACACCGGCUACGACGACGGCUCUCGUUCCCUGACAGCCGUCUCCUGCUCCGACGGCCCCAACGGCCUCAUCACCCGCUACCACUGGCAGACGCAGGGCCAGAUCCCCAAGUUCCCCUACAUCGGAGGCGCCGCCGCCGUCGGGGGCUGGAACUCGGCCGCCUGCGGCACCUGCUGGAAGCUCUCGUACAGCGGCCACACCAUCUACGUCCUGGCCAUUGACCACGCCGCCGCCGGCUUCAACAUUGCGCUCGACGCCAUGAACGCCCUGACGGGUGGCCAGGCUGUGCAGCUGGGACGCGUGGAUGCUACGGCGACCCAGGUUGCGGUCAGCAACUGCGGUCUCUAAGUCUGUGCGGCUUCUACGCUUUCUUUUCUUUUCUGUUGUUAAGAAGCCAUACUCUUUAGUUGGCUGUUGCAUUGCAUUGUCGGCGGGAUUUGCAUUGGGCUUGGGCUUUGCUUUCACUUUCCUUUUUAUAGUGUUUUGAAGAUGGGAGGAGAAUUACACGAUGGUGAUGGAGAUGGAGAUGCAUGGAAUGUUUAACGAGCAUGAGGUAUGAAGAACAGACGACCUAUACGGCAGAUAUUAUGAAAUACACAGCACCCUCACCGGGUAUCAUUAG
Trichoderma reesei QM6a is the source of this 740-nucleotide messenger RNA. RefSeq lists its product as uncharacterized. The coding region runs from base 50 to 466 and encodes 138 amino acids. NCBI's taxonomy places the organism in Eukaryota, Fungi, Ascomycota, Sordariomycetes, Hypocreales, Hypocreaceae. The record is from RefSeq and is a predicted model, not a curated record. The transcript has 2 exons.